UCUGGAUUGGUCCCAGGUAAAUCCCUCGCAAAUCUCCCUCUGUCUCUCUGCACCAGCCCCUGGCUCUUAAAUAGAGGGGGGUCAGGGCAGUGGCAGCUCUUUCCACGCCUCGCCUCUCCCCCAGAAGCCGCCGGCUGUGAGCGCACCCAGGAAGGCGCCAUCGGAGCUUUGAGACGAAUGGCCAACACCAGCUUGGACGGUCCCGAGAGGCGUCCCCUGUCCCUCCUGGUCAGCAGAGAGGGGGCUGCCACUUUGGCCCCCCAGACCCAGCCUCUGUGGCAUCAUCCGAGCCGCUGGGACCUCCUUGUUCCGCAGAGGACCAAGCCUACCCAGCGAGUGGCGGAUUUUUCCAUCCGUUCCAUUCUGGCCCAAGAUGGCUCCGAAGGGGAAGGGGAGACGCACCAGGAGCCGGCAGAAGGAGCAAGAUGGGGCAGCCCCUCUCAAGGCUACACCUGGAUGCACUGCAACCACUUCAAGCCCACUUCCGUUCCAAAGAUGAAGCAGACGGGCUGCGGCCCCCGGCCCCCCUACCGAAGCCCCCGGGUCCCUUUCUCUGCCUCUCAGCUGGGGGCCCUGGAGAGCAGCUUCCAACAAACACAUUAUCUGAGCACCGAGCAGAUGAAGGAGGUUGCUCUGCUGCUGGGCCUGACGGAGAACCGGGUGAAGAUUUGGUUCCAGAACCGGAGAGCCCGAGAAAGGCGGGACUUCCUGAAGCAGUACGGCGCUGCCGCUGCCACCCCCGGCUCCAAGGAGACCCCUCUGCAAGGCCACCCCCCCUUAGGUUGGCACUAACACCAGGGGGGAGUCAGGGUGGAUGGGGAGGAGGGCAAUUGGGGUCAGGCAGUUUCCAAACCCACCCCAAAAACCCUGCUGCCUGAUCCAGAAGGUUUGGACUACAACUCCCAUCAGUCCUUGCCCGCACUGAUGGGAACGGUAGUCAAAAACACCCGAGGGCACCAGAUUGGGGCAUAGCUGUCAACCGUCCCUUAUUUGGCGGGAAAGUCCCUUA
Molecule: messenger RNA, 1009 nt
Organism: Podarcis muralis (Common wall lizard)
Lineage: Eukaryota; Metazoa; Chordata; Lepidosauria; Squamata; Lacertidae
Source: RefSeq, a predicted model, not a curated record